Osmia bicornis bicornis is the source of this 2427-nucleotide messenger RNA. RefSeq lists its product as uncharacterized. The transcript is spliced from 4 exons. NCBI's taxonomy places the organism in Eukaryota, Metazoa, Arthropoda, Insecta, Hymenoptera, Megachilidae. Bases 1 to 2427 code for a protein of 808 amino acids. Gene Ontology annotation, molecular function: RNA-DNA hybrid ribonuclease activity; nucleic acid binding. The record is from RefSeq and is a predicted model, not a curated record.
AUGAAGGCCAACUCGGAGCUAGCUUGGGACAACUACAAAAAGUCUCAGCAAGCUUACAAAAAGUUAAUAAGAACCAGCAAGAGGACGGCCUGGAAGACCUUCUGCAAAGAAACCGAGGCACUACCUGUAGUUGCCAGGUUAAGGAAGACUCCAAACGGAAGUCUGACGAACAACCACAGAGAAACAGUAGAACACCUUAUUCAAACUCAUUUCCCAGGCUCAGCAGCAGAGGAUCGGGAGCGGCGCCGUAGCGAUAACGCGCACACCGAUCCCGCUCCAGCGGACUGGGGAAUAGCUGAAAAGGUGAUAAAUACGGACAGGGUGAAGUGGGCUAUCGGCUCCUUCAAAAGAUUCAAGAGCCCAGGCACUGACGGGAUCUUCCCAGCACUCCUUCAAGAGGGUGGGGAGGGCCUGUACAGGCGCCUGAGCCAGAUCUUCAAAUCCUGCCUAGCGAAGGGCUAUGUACCCAAAGCCUGGAGAUACUCCAAUGUAGUGUUCAUCCCGAAACCAGGAAAGAACAACUAUGACCUUGCCAAGUCGUAUAGACCCAUCAGCCUCACCUAUUUCUUGCUUAAAACACUGGAGAGGCUGGUUGAUAGGUACAUCAGAGACGAGGCUAGCAAACCGCUGCACCCCUCUCAUCACGCCUACCAAAACGGCAAAUCCACUGAGACGGCACUUCACAACCUGGUAGGUUCUAUCGAAGGUGCACUGUCGAACACUGAAUCUGCUCUCUACAUCUUCCUCGACAUCAAGGGGGCGUUCGACAACACCCCUCAUGAUGCUAUACAGGAAGUCGCGAUGAGAUACAAUAUUAAGGACUCCGUGGUAAGAUGGAUCCACAAUAUGCUGACGAACAGAACAGUCACAACAAGCCUGGGAGAGGAGACGGUGAGGGCCGACGUCGCGAGGGGCUGCCCGCAGGGAGGAGUCCUGUCCCACCUGCUGUGGACCCUUGUGGUUGACCAACUGGUACGUAUACUCACUACAGAAGGCUUUGAGGUCCAGGGUUACGCCGACGAACUUACGAUUACGGUCAGAGGCAGACACCCACUAGAGUUAGCGAGGAGGUUGCAAAAGGCUAUCGCACUCGUGGAAUCCUGGGGUCGAUCACACUCGCUCUCGGUAAAUCCGAGCAAAACGGAAUUGGUCCUAUUCACAAGAAGAAGACGCUUUUACUUUAAGGCUCCUCAUCUUUUUGGGACGCAACUACAACUCACAGAUGAGAAUGUUUUGCCCCACAUGGGGACUCAAACCAAGGAUGGUCAGGUGGAUAUACCAGGCCAUCCUUGCACCUAUUAUAACAUACGCCUCGAUUGUGUGGUGGACCUCCAUGAAGAGGGGAGCACACAGAAGGACAGUAGAAAGAAUUUACCAAAAGCGUUGCUGGGGAUAACAGGUGCGCUCGCCACCACGCCCACUAUGGCAAUGGGUGCGCUGCUCGACAUCAAGCCACCCCAUCUAGUAGUGAUGGCAACGGCUUGGAGAGCGGCCCUCCGCCUGCAUCAAGCUCAAGAAUGGUACCCGGCGAGCGAAAAGGAGAAAUGGCUGGAAGACGCUAACGACAUCCUGACCCCGGGGGGACUAGUCUGGUUCACAGACGGCUCCAAGACCGGAUCUGGCACCGGAGCCGGGGUAGCGGGGGAGAGCCCAAGGGUUGAAAUGACCCACAAGUUGGGCCACCACGUUACGGUCUUCCAAGCAGAAGUGUUUGCCAUCUGGGCCUGCGCCAAAUACAAUUUGGAAAGGGCCCACUCAGGGAAACACAUCUAUACUUGCAGUGACAGCCUGGCCGCGCUAAGAGCCCUCCACAAAGUGGAAGUUGGGUCGAAGCUAGUCAGGGACUGUGCACUGACAUUGAGACAGCUAUCUCUGAAUAACAGAGUUAAGCUGCUAUGCGUACCAGGUCAUGCUGGUAUCCCAGGCAACGAGGGGGCUAACGAAAUGGCACGACUGGGGGCGAUAAGCUCCCAGCCAUGCCAUGAGUACCCCAUGGGUGUCUCAACCUAUGUGUUGAAAGGCCUGGCCAAGAACUGGUUAAACCAGGAAUUCACCAGGCUCUGGCAUAACGCUAACGGCAUGAGACACACGAGGGCCCUACUUGAGGGACCGUCACAAGAGUUGGGGGGCACUUUAACCCACCUGGACAGGGCGCAACUGCGCAUGCUCGUGAGCCUAGUGACAGGACACUGGUACACGAGGAAACAUCUUGCGCGCAUGGGACUCAUAGAGGAGUCGACAUGCCCGAGAUGUGAGGAGGAGGACGAAACACCCCUCCACGUACUCCUAAGAUGCAGGGAGCUGGGGGCCCUGAGAGGAUCAAUCCUGGGGAUCUCGGAACCCGCAUCAUUAAGCAUUUCGGCUGGCCUGGUGCCGGUGCUUCUAAAUUUUGCAACAGAAGCCCAGCUGCCAAGGCACAGCCAGUAA